Taeniopygia guttata (zebra finch) is the source of this 1041-nucleotide messenger RNA. It is a transcript of the gene C10H15orf40, whose product is annotated as chromosome 10 C15orf40 homolog. Gene Ontology annotation, cellular component: cytoplasm. The record is from RefSeq and is a predicted model, not a curated record. NCBI's taxonomy places the organism in Eukaryota, Metazoa, Chordata, Aves, Passeriformes, Estrildidae.
CGCAGGCGCUCGGGGCGGGCCCGGCGCGGUUGCCGGAAGAGCCGCCCCGGCCAUGCCGAGCCCCGCUGGGUUCCUGCGGGUGCGGGCGGCGCCGGUGCGGAGCGGCGGGGCCAUGCCCGGGAAGGGAAAAGCGGCCGCCAAGGGCCCCGCAGAGCCGGGCGCCGCCGCGGGGCCGGUGGCGGCGGCGGGCGGCGGGGCGGAGGGGGGAACGCGGAAAUCUCCCCGGGAACUGAAGCGAGCAGUUCGGCUCUCCGGAGUGUCGCAUGUGACGGCUGAGGCAGUAGGUGUAGCUAUUGCUGCACCUCCAUCAGAAGGGGAGGCAAAUGCAGAGCUGUGCCGUUACCUGUCUAAGGUGCUUGAAGUGAAGAAGAGCGACGUUAUUUUAGAGAAGGGGGGUAAAUCACGUGACAAAGUGGUGAAGAUUUCAGUAUCAGCAACACCAGAUGAGAUUUUAGAAAAACUGAAAAAAGAAGCUUCCAGUUGACCUAAAACAAGAGCAGGAAAUGGGAAGAAGCAUCUUGACUUCCUUCUGCUCUGGAUGGUUUCCUGUGAUAAGAUUUGUCCUCUUCCCUGGUCCCUAAACAAAUGGUUUAGGAAAUUUAUUUUUUUUUUAGUGGAGCAAACGUUGGUUAACAAAGUGAGGAGCUUGGAGUGACAGCAUUCCAUGUGGGAAGUGGUACAAAAGGACAAAUAUGGAUGGCAGAGACAUAAAAGAGACUGUUCUCUCUGAUAUCUCACAGCAGGUCCUGUGUGCAGCUUUUCACUCUGGACACUUACAGAUAUCUAAAAUAAAUGUCUUUUGAAGCCAGUGUGCUGUUGUUGAUCACACAGACAAACUGAAAGUAGAAUCACCUGAACAACUGAAAGAAAACCAGAAGUUUUCAGUAUGAAAAACCAAUGCAGAACCCAUCAUUGCACAUGUGCAGUCACUUUGUAAUAGUCUGUAAAUAGUUUCCUUAAAAGUAGAGAUUUGGUCAUAUAUAUCUUUGCCCAUUGUAUGUCACCUGUAAUGACUGUUUUUAAUAAAAGGGGCAAAAAGUA